This is a messenger RNA of Saccostrea cuccullata (small rock oyster), 1407 nucleotides long. RefSeq lists its product as uncharacterized. Gene Ontology annotation, molecular function: scavenger receptor activity. The coding region runs from base 1 to 1407 and encodes 468 amino acids. NCBI's taxonomy places the organism in Eukaryota, Metazoa, Mollusca, Bivalvia, Ostreida, Ostreidae. The record is from RefSeq and is a predicted model, not a curated record. The transcript has 10 exons.
AUGUGUGACCACGUUACUGGAUCUUGUGUUGGAGGAUGCGCUGCUGGAUGGAUAAACGACACAUGUGACACAGAAUGCAGCACCGGUUGGUAUGGAAAAGACUGUUCUCAGAGAUGCAGUAGUAACUGUAUUACACCAUUCAUGUGUGACCGAGUUACAGGAGCUUGUGUUGGAGGAUGCGCUAUUGGAUGGGUAAACGACACAUGUGACACAGUUGACAUGGCAUAUUGCGUGGAUUGGGCGCCAUAUGAUGUAUCUGUUGUCUACCACAACCUGACCUGGAGAAGAGAAGAAACAAACAAUAUAGUCCGAUAUGACCCUGCUGUGAACCUGAUGUGUAGCUUUACCACGAAACCCGACGAAAAUUUGUUUUAUGACGUUUCUUGGUUCAUAGAUGGAUCAAACGUUUUUAAUCAGACUGUUGAUGUGUCUAGUAAUUACACGGCAGUGCUGUCGGCUUAUGAUAUUCUCGAAUUUAACAGGAAAAUUGGAUCAGAUAUACACUGUAAUGUUGGAGCAAAACGAAUGAAAGUCAACAUCCCCUCUUGUCGUACCAAAGUCGGAAAUCGAUUCUUCGCCGGAAUACGGAUAAAAAAUCCUAACAUAGUGUUGGAAAGAAAAGGGUCGGAGAAUAUUGAACUGGAAAUGACAAUACCGUUUGCUUCUGAAUCCCUUUUUAUAAAUGGAGUUCUGCAACCUGUUAGCGACCUCAACAUCCACCUGGCUUUCGAAACAGGUGUCUCCUCUACAUACGGCGGUGGCGGUUCUUCUAACCACUGCGAGGUCAAAAUUAAAAGCUUUGGUUACCACGAGAAACACAAAUACGAAAAUGGCGAAUGGAGACAAAAUACCUUCUUUCCAGUCCACAGCCAAGACACUGAUGGCUACGUUAUUAAUAGUCAGAUGAUCCUGCAUUUAAAGACUGGUGGUACUAAUGGUGUUGGCAGUAAAAUAUUUGAACACGUUUCUUUGCCAGAUAUUUUGAUUCGUGUACAUGAUACUAACCAGCUAUGGAAAGGACGAUCCUGUGGCGUAUAUGCAGACCCACACAUGUAUACAUUUGAUGGAGUAUCAUAUGAAUGUCAGACAUCAGGAGAAUUUAUAAACUACAGGAAUCAAGCAUAUUUACAAUGGAUUCAGUCGAAGCAUCACCUUUGUUUCGCACGAUACAACGGUCCGUGGUGCGUCUGCGCAGUUGCAGCAAGAGCAGGAAGAGAUGUCUUCAUAAUGGAUCUCUGUGGAGAUAAUGGCGUCAUCAAUUUUGAGCUGUGUGAGGACAAUAGUUUAAAAGUGACAAAAAUCUAUGACAUGCACUAUAAGCAGACAACUUCUGGCCUGGAAGUUGACUUCACCAAACCCACAGUUCAUGAUAGACCUCAGCAGACACCUUCUGGCCUGAAGGUUUAA